Molecule: messenger RNA, 944 nt
Organism: Salvia miltiorrhiza (redroot sage)
Lineage: Eukaryota; Viridiplantae; Streptophyta; Magnoliopsida; Lamiales; Lamiaceae
Product: NADH dehydrogenase [ubiquinone] 1 beta subcomplex subunit 9-like
Exons: 6
Coding region: 279-626 (115 amino acids)
Biological process (GO): mitochondrial electron transport, NADH to ubiquinone
Source: RefSeq, a predicted model, not a curated record
UAACUAUUAUUCUUUUAUUCCACUCACAGCAUAUUUAUCAAUUUUCUUAAUCUCCGUCUCUAACAUGAAGUGAGAGUUUAUUUUGUGGAUAGAGACGGAGUUUAAUUUAUUAAUCACAACAUUGCAAGAAUGAAUACCAAACGCACCCUUUUAACUAUUUUACGACUGGAGAUAUUCAACGACGUCGUACAGGCAACAUAAGUUUGAAAUGAAAGAAGCAAGAAAUUUGUUAUGAGACGGUAGCGAAGACUGGAGUGAAGAGAGAGAAAUUGAAAGAAAUGAGCGUGACGACGGCGUCGUAUGUAGCUCGUCGAGCAGCGCAGAAGGAGAGGGUAAGGAUCCUCUACAGGCGAGCACUCAAGGAUACUCUUAAUUGGGCCGUACAUCGCCACCUCUUUUACCACGAUGCUGAUGCUCUCAGAGAGAAGUUUGAGGCCAACAGACAAGUGGAGGAUAUUGAACUCAUUGAUAAAAUGAUAGCUGCUGGUGAAGCAAGCCACGACAAGUGGCGUCACCCUGAUCCUUACAUUGUUCCAUGGGCACCUGGCGGCACCAAAUUUUGCAGAAACCCAACACCAACUCCUGGGAUUGAGAUAAUACAUAACUAUGGUCGUGAAGAAAAUUAAUGAAGUAAUUUAUCAACAUGGGAAUAACUAAAGAUCGCAAUACGAGGGAGACUGAUUUGAAAUUUGGUUUGUGUGGUUCAAGUUUAUUUUAUGGUUGAUACCUCGGCUGAUGUAUCGAGUGGCUGCUGACUGAUAAAAUGAGUUGUUACAAGGAACUCUUGAUGGAAAUAUUCAUAUUCUGUUAUCGAUUUGCUUUCUGUAUCUAAUAAUGCAGCGAGUCUUGAAGAGACAUUUGUAAUGCUUAUCUUGAUAAUGUACCGAUCGGUCGAUUUUCCUGUUUAUACACUUUUGGGAUCUUAAAAAUGGGAUCUUUUACUA